CCACGCCAUUUCGAAACAAACAAAAACCUAGAAAAACUUCUCUGCUCAUCUUCUACUCGAGUUGUGUAAACUGCGCCCCGUUCUGUUUUCCCUUAUGCAGCCCUAGUCAUCCUCAAGAAUUAUCCAACAUCUCCUUCAAUGGGAAAGAGACUGCGCUCCUCUGUUCAAUCUUCUGCUGAAGAGCUACUUUACUCUGCGGCUUCUAAGAUCUCCACCAAAACUGGAAAAUCCGAAAUAAAAAACCUAAUAUGGAGCGCCGGUCCCUCUUCCGAUCUCGUCUCCUCCCUUCCCCCCGCUUUACACCUCACUGUCUGCCAGGCCCUGGAAUCUUUCAAGCAAUCCCUCGAAAAUGGCGGUGAUGUGGACGCCGCUUCCGUCGGGGACACCAAAUCUUCUCCCUCACCCGUGCUGAAGAAAUUUAGACGCUCUGUAAGGCUUAAAAGAUUAGAUGGUCCUGAUGGCGAGGAAGCGCAUCCAAAGCCUGGCUCCCAGACCCUAGAUAUUCAAAAGAAGCUCCGAGCCUACGCGUACGUGGCUCACAUUUGCGUUUCUCAUCCGAAGAAACUCUUCUCCCCGUCUGAUCUACUUCCUCCUGUGCAGAUUCUUCAUGACAACCUUGUUCUGUUUGAUGAUCCCUCCCUUCUUUCUGAAGUCGCUAAUCUAUGUGAAGUGUGGUGGAAGGAUAACUUGCCUGAGAGGGAGAAUCUAAUAAACCAGUCCCUCCCUUUCCUGCUGUCGAAAUCUCUAACCUACGGCAAGAAGACUGAUGUUCAUAGGAUUUUUGCUCUUCGUGAGGCCUUUUCUUUAUUUGAUUACGAGGAUGAGAGCAUUGAAGACCUGAGACUUUUGCUAGUUCGAUGCGUGAUCACCCCAGUGUAUUUAAAGACAAAGGAUGGAAGGAGUUUCAUUGCUUUCAUGGUGGGAUUAAAUGGCCUUCUUUUAAAGGAGUCGCUUGCAUUAAUUAGAUCUCAAAUUCCUUUUGGAAAAAAAUCAGUCCUCGAGGGCUAUGCUGAUAUCAUUUUUAAGGCUUGGAGGGGAUCAGAAGCAUCUGUGAAAGAAGAAAUUGAGGAUGGUUUUUUGCAGGGGCUUAUGGACGGGGCUAUACAUGCACAGAAGAAGCUGUUUGCUGCUUCUAUUAGAAGAGUAUUGAACGGGUUUAUUGGUCAGAGGACGACGCCAGGUGUUGACAAGGUCCUGUUCCGUCUGGCUGAGCCCUUGUUAUUCCGUUCACUGCAGGUUGCUAACUCCAAUGUUCGUGAAAAUGCAUUGUUUCUACUCUUAGAUCUGUUUCCACUCGAAGAUCCUGAUGCUACAAAAGACAUAAAGGAUACCUUACUUGAGAAGCAAUUUUUCCUAUUGCAGAAAUUACUUAUGGAUGAUUGCCCUGAGGUGAGAGGAGUGGCAGUUGAAGGCUUAUGCCGUAUUCUCAAUUUAUUUUGGGAAGUUAUUCCUUCUUUAACAAUAACAAAAAUAUUGGGAAAGAUUAUUGAUGACAUGGCAAUUGAUAUGUGCAAUGAAGUUAGACUAUCUACAUUGAAUGGAAUCAUAUAUUUGCUCGAAAAUCCUCAGAGUCAUGAAAUUAUGAAAGUUCUUCUUCCAAAACUAAGUCAUGUGCUGUUUGAUCCUUCUCUUUCUGUUCGUAUUGCUGCUGCUGAUUUGCUUUUAGAGGUUAUAAAUAUUCGGUCUUUCCAAUUUAACAAGGUUGUCAGUUUAGAUUCUUUAUUUUCUUCCCUGGCCAAUGAUCAUGAGCGUGUUGCUAGAAAAAUAACCAGGCUUCUCAUUCCUUCUUACUUUCCUUCAAAUCUGGAUCCAAAGGAGGCCCGCAGCCGAUUUAGUGCACUUAUGAGAAGAUCUCCAGACGCCGGGGCAAGAUUUUGUGAAUUUGCUUUAUCGGAGGGUUCAUCUGCGAAGUCUCUAAUGGAACUUCUAAGGUUCUCUCUUGAUUUAGUCCUUGCAACAAAUGGCACAAGUUCUGAUCAGAUUGAUGGGUUAAUUAUUGCUUCAGCGAAUAUAUGCUGUUGCUUAGCAGCUGAACUGUCUAAUAAGGCCCUUACCAGAAUAUUUUCAGCUGAUAAAGUAAAGAGUUUGCUUAAUGCAGCGACAUCUUCUAGAGCUCUGACUGCUGUACUAAGCAUUGCGUCUAUAGUUUCUCCAAAUGAUUUACAUGGAUUACAUGACCAAUGCUUGUUUCUGGCCCUGGAAUGUAUUGGAUUAUCAGAUGAUCUAGAAAGACAUGGUUUAAUACGAAAAAUUCAUAGACUAUUUUUUUCUUGUGGUUGGCUAGGUGAACUGAUUGGAAAGUUAAGCAGCAUUUUGCAAAGUAUUGCUUCCAGAUUUCUUUUGAAGUUUAAACUGGAUUUGCCUCCACAGGUUUUGCAGUCUAUUAAAAAGAAAAUAAAAUUACCUGCGAAGAGUUCUUCUAGGUUUGGUGUUCACACUUCAAAAGAAUCUAUCAAAUCUGACAAGUCCAAAACUGAGAAAGAUUUGUGUCUUGCAGCAGGAAUAGCAUGGCAGCUAAAAGAUUUGCUUGCAGAUGUUUAUAUGCGAAAGGUUUUGUUUCAAUAUCCACAUUUUGAAAUUGCAUUCCAUUCAUUAAAGAUAAUUUCUCAGGUAAACAUUGAAAUGUAUUUGCGAUACAAUUCUUUUGACACAUCUUCUAUCGAAGCCCUUGCAACUUUAGCUGUAUACAUUCAUCUACAAAAAGAUGACUUGGUUAUGAACGAAGUUCCAGGAAGUAAUGCUGAUGAUGGAUCCUGGUGCCUGAAUUCUCAUGUGAAGGAGACAAUAUUGAGUAAUACUUUGAACCAUCUGCUCCAUAAUGCUGAAAAAAUACUUAGCAAAGCCCUGUAUACGGAAUCUAAGGCUACACAUUCUGGGAUUAAGCUUGAUACGGAAAUGUCUCAAUCAGUGAGAACCAGGCAUAAAGCAGCUGCAGCGAGUGCAUCAAAUCAAACUGAUGGUUGUGAGUUCAAACUUGAUAUACCAGAAGCAAAAGGCAUAGAAAAUGUCAUGAAAAUGUGCACAUCUAUUCUCAGAUUUAUUUCUGAUAUUAAAACCAUGAACCUAGUUGGACAAAAUGAUAUAUCAUGCUUGAGGUUUGCUUCAGCAUAUGCACGUUACGUACUUUCGUCCAUGGGGGGUUAUCGGCGUGAAGUUUUGUCUUUUAAAGAAGAUGAUCUAAAAGAAGCUUUUUAUUGCCUGAAGAGCUCAUUUACAUAUGCAGCUAAGUUGCUUCAUCUGGUGCUUCAAUGCUCCAGUGAAUUUUCAACUGUACCAAUCGAGGCUUUCUAUCUUUCCAAUGACCUUCUAGAUCUCAUUACUGCCAUAGAACCUUAUUUUGGCAUAAAACUUGCCUUUCAAAUGGUAUCUGUUGUGAAGCCAUGGCUUCCUGUUCUAAUACUUGGCGUGGGCUGUAACCAACUAAUUAAAUCUAGGGAACAGGAUGGUGAAUCAAAAAUCAUCGGACCUAGUAGGCAUCAUUUCCCAACAUGGCUUGCUGUCUUAAGUAAGGCAGAACUACAUGAAAUCAGCAAGGUCAGUUCUGAGGAGAAUGAUGAUCAGAUUUCUGAACCAGAGGGGUCUGUUUUCACAAAAUUAAUUUGGAUGGCAGUGGUUAUGCUAAAGAAAGGAAGCCUUAGAAUAGUGGAUGCAAUCGGUUGUGUAAUACUGGUAGGUGUGGAUGUUGGGCUAGACACAAAGGAUUUUGGCUUACUCCUAGGUCUUGUUCAUUUUAUUUGUGUGAAGUUGCUGGGUAAGGAGUUCACUUCUUGGAAUGAGCUUGAACAAAUGACUUCUUACUUGCAAGAGAUUUAUCCACGGAUUGAAAAUGAGAUUGCAAAUCCCUGUCUAAGUGACGAUGAAAGAAAAAAGUUGGAGACUGCUAAGACACUGCUUACAUCUUUAUGCUUGAAUAGAGGAUGAAAUUUGUCUUUAGAACUGUGGUAAUCACCGCCAAGGUAUAAUUGCUUAUGGCCUAUUAAGAAGACUUCAAUUGUAGUGGAUAAGGUUAGUCUGAUCUGUCUUCCUUGGUUACUUUGCAAAAGGUCUAGUUUACAUCAACUAUACUGAAUAAUUUUUAAUCCUCAAGCAACUGUUAGAAACUGAUAGUUGAUUCCGUUGCAUUAACCUUUCA
Dendrobium catenatum is the source of this 4132-nucleotide messenger RNA. RefSeq lists its product as uncharacterized. The transcript is spliced from 6 exons. The coding region runs from base 139 to 3921 and encodes 1260 amino acids. NCBI's taxonomy places the organism in Eukaryota, Viridiplantae, Streptophyta, Magnoliopsida, Asparagales, Orchidaceae. The record is from RefSeq and is a predicted model, not a curated record. Gene Ontology annotation, cellular component: nucleus; condensin complex. Gene Ontology annotation, biological process: mitotic sister chromatid segregation.